Meloidogyne enterolobii is the source of this 2103-nucleotide messenger RNA. NCBI's taxonomy places the organism in Eukaryota, Metazoa, Nematoda, Chromadorea, Rhabditida, Meloidogynidae. The record is from the annotation of a GenBank genome assembly.
CGACACCACUUCAUGCUGUGUAUAACACGUCAACCUAAAAGGCGUAUGUACUACUACAAUGGUCACCACGAUGGACCGUCUGAAACCAAUUGGAGACAACCUCAAUCAAAAAAGCGUGUGUACUACAAAGCUGGCCAUCACGAAGGAUCGUCUGAAGCAAACUGGAGAAUGCCUACACCAGCGCAAUCUGAAGUGACCUACUCUGGAAUGGUCAUCAAUAGCUCAACCACCAUCAACUCAAAAGCGGACUACAGGCCGUCAACUACCACAACCGUGCACCACAAGGCAAACAAACGCCACCGUCGACGCAAAAUCUGGUUAAAUUCAAAGCUGAAGGACAGUCUGCUCAACUCACAAAAUGGUCAAGUGAUUCCUCAAACCAGCAUAGCGUUUAACAAUUCAGCCAGUUCCAACCACACCAACUCUAAUGUACUUAUUGAAAAUGCAACAACAGCAACAAAAAGCCAAUAUACUAGCUCAACCUUGAUUAGGAUAACUGGUUCCAAACGUCCUGGAGGCACUGAGUGUGAAAUUGUACAAGAGGGGAAGUUGGAUGAACAAUUUGUUAGUGUGGUGAAUGAAAUACCGACUAAAUCACUCUUCGUUGCAAAGAGGUUCAGUUCAUUGCUUACCUUGCUUGGAACAGUCAUUUUGGUGCUCCGUCUCAUCAAACUCAGUCGUGUACAUUCUCCAACUUCUACAAAUGGCAUUUUUAUCGCAAAUGGUUACCGAAUUGCACGUUCUUUGCUCAUCCGACUAGCUCAACAUGAAUAUAAACUGGAACCGAAAAGCGAACAUAGUGUGAUCAACUCGGAUGGAAUAAUUCGGAUAAAAACAAAGACGAUGUGUCGACCAAUCUCAAUCGCAAUUGUGCUAAGCUUACUAGGAUUUGUAUGGACUCUAUUACUGUGGUUGAUUAAAGGAGCGGAACUUGUUUGUCAAAUGUUGGCUUGGACUGCCACAGGCCUUGCACUUGUUUUUAUCUGGUUUAAUAUUUGUGGAACGACCACGGCUGUCACAGAUCAAUCAAAAACGAGCUUUUUAACCGCUGUAAGAUAUCCAUCAAUUCACCAAGCUGGAACGACCGCGUCUGCUACAUCGACGAGCUUUUUGCACGCUGGAAAAUGCUUGUGUCUUAGUCAAGCUGGUAUUACCCGGGCUGUUACUGAUCAACUGAAUAUGAACUGCUCUUCAGUCAGAAAAAUUGGCACGAGUACUCGACAACAAGAAGUCACGGUAUGGAGUGCCGCCCCUCACCAAAAGCUCGAAAAAGGGGAACUAGUGAAAGCGCACUUCAUUAUCAUCGUCACCGAUCUGGACGCAAUCACCUGUUCCGACGAAACAUGCCGUCAACAGUCUCGGGAAUGCGGCUCAGCGUCAACACUGGUUGCACUGAAUGAGGAUGAAGAAUACAGAUGAAUUUGACUGAUCUUUUGUUUCUGGGGGCGGGGGGAGUGUCGCCAAUUUUGGCGACUUUCAGUGAAUCGUCUUUUUUGUUAAUAGUCCCCCGUUUACUUUUCGUUAAUUUUUUGGCCGUUCACCCCGUAUUUUUUGUUGUCCACUCAACUUUUUUCCCUCCAAAAUUCCUUUAACUAAUUUUUUAGUGACAGCUCGUGCCUGUCACAACUUAAUUUUUUUCCUAUUGUUUUUUCUGCUUGUUUUCUCUGUCCCGUUCUCUCUCUACAUUUUUCUUCUAUAACUUGUUCACACAUUUUUGCAAAUUCGCAUUUUAUUUUGGAAUUUUUCUAAACUCCUCCCAUUUCAAUCUCUAUUUAAGCCGAUGAACAAGCCCUUAAAAUUAGCUCAGUUCUCAAUUCCAACUUAAUCAACCAUCAUCAACUGCUAAUUUGUGGGCUUGUUCGUGGCCUCCCAUCAUUGGCUUUACUGUGCUGUUUUGCUACUAUUUUUUGUGAAAGUAAAAUUAUUGUUGAAUUGUUGUUCUAUUUUGUUUGAGUGGAAAAGUGAACCGCCUCAAGGUUCACUUUCUGUUCUUCAUUCUUUUGACUGUGUCGGCACUACCGACCAGUCUGGUGCCACGACCUUUCCUCCAACUCUCAAAACCCAAUUUGUCGGGAUCCCGUCUCCCGACAUUAUUUGUAUCUC